CGGACAGCGCCGUGAGUCCGUCCCGCGCCUGCGGGCCCCGCCGAGCAGGGGAGCGCCCCGGGAUGCCCCGGCGGCCCGGAGCGCGGGCAGCGGCAGCGGCGGCCGCGCCGUGAGGGCGGCGGCGCCCGCGGGACCCGCGACCGCCAGGAACUGCUCCCACCACCACCAACCCCCAUGGCCUACAUCCCUAGUGGGGGCGCCCCGGCCGCGGGGGUGGCACCCGUGGGCUCUCAGUAUUGCGUGUGCAAGGUGGAGCUGUCAGUGAGUGGCCAGAACCUGCUGGACCGGGAUGUGACCUCCAAGUCUGACCCCUUCUGUGUCCUCUUUACAGAGAGCGACGGCAGGUGGAUUGAGUAUGACAGGACGGAAACCGCGGUCAACAACCUCAACCCCGCGUUCUCCAAGAAGUUCGUCCUUGACUACCACUUCGAGGAAGUGCAGAAGCUCAAGUUCGCCCUGUUCGACCAGGACAAGUCCAGCACACAGCUGGAAGAGCAUGAUUUCCUGGGCCAGUUCUCCUGCAGCCUGGGCACGAUCGUCUCCAGCAAGAAGAUCACUCGGCCUCUGCUGCUGAUGAAUGACAAGCCUGCAGGGAAGGGCUUGAUUACGGUCGCCGCCCAGGAGCUGUCGGACAACCAGGUCAUCACACUGAGUCUGGCGGGCAGGAAGCUGGACAAGAAGGACCUCUUCGGAAAGUCAGACCCAUUUCUUGAGUUUUAUAAACCAGGAGAUGAUGGCAAGUGGAUGCUGGUUCACAGGACUGAGGUGAUCAAGUACACGCUGGACCCUGUGUGGAAACCAUUCACUGUACCAUUGGUAUCCCUGUGUGAUGGGGACGUGGAGAAGCCCAUCCAGGUCAUGUGCUACGACUAUGACAAUGACGGGGGCCAUGACUUCAUCGGCGAGUUCCAGACGUCGGUGUCGCAGAUGUGUGAGGCUCGUGAUGGCGUCCCGCUGGAGUUUGAGUGCAUCAACCCCAAGAAGCAAAGGAAGAAGAAGAACUAUAAAAACUCGGGCAUCAUUAUCCUACGUUCCUGCGAGAUAAACCGGGACUACUCCUUCCUGGACUACAUCCUGGGAGGUUGCCAGCUCAUGUUCACUGUUGGGAUAGACUUCACAGCCUCCAACGGGAAUCCCCUUGACCCUUCCUCUUUGCACUAUAUCAACCCCAUGGGCACCAACGAGUAUCUGUCGGCCAUCUGGGCUGUCGGGCAGAUCAUUCAGGACUACGACAGUGAUAAGAUGUUUCCGGCUCUGGGCUUUGGGGCCCAGUUACCCCCAGACUGGAAGGUCUCCCAUGAGUUUGCCAUCAACUUCAACCCCACCAACCCCUUCUGCUCGGGUGUGGAUGGCAUCGCCCAGGCAUACUCGGCUUGCCUGCCCCAUAUCCGUUUCUAUGGUCCCACCAACUUCUCUCCCAUCGUCAACCACGUGGCGCGGUUUGCGGCCCAGGCCACACAGCAGCAGACGGCCACGCAAUACUUCAUCCUCCUCAUCAUCACGGAUGGCGUCAUCAGUGACAUGGAGGAGACGCGGCACGCCGUGGUGCAGGCUUCCAAGCUGCCCAUGUCCAUCAUCAUCGUGGGCGUGGGCAACGCCGACUUUGCCGCCAUGGAGUUCCUGGACGGGGACAGCCGCACACUGCGCUCGCACACCGGGGAGGAGGCAGCCCGUGAUAUCGUGCAGUUCGUGCCCUUCCGAGAGUUCCGCAAUGCGGCAAAAGAGACCUUGGCCAAAGCUGUGCUGGCAGAACUGCCCCAACAAGUCGUGCAGUAUUUCAAGCAUAAAAACCUGCCCCCCACCCACUCGGAGCCCGCCUGAGCACCAGCCCAGGCCCAGCAGCAGCAUGCCGGCUGGGCCUCCCGCCCUCCCAGGAACGUGCACGCCCACCCUGCUUCCUGGUUGGGGGGCCUUGUUUUUAACCCAUCCACGUUUUUAUUUUUUACAACCAGACCUCCACCCUCCCAGCCCAGCUGGGCUUCCUUUGUUGGAGUCAACAGAUGAUGCUUCCAGGCCAAACUGGCUUCCUCCCUCCCCUUAAGUAUUGAAUGUACUUUGUAUAAUUUUAGUGAAAUUAUUGUUAUUAAAGAGAAAAUUUUUACAAUCCUAACUGGCUUUUUCCAAGUAACUAGCUGCAGACCCUGAAAGGAGCGUGUCCCCAGUGCAUACUUUGUGUCAUUGCCUGCACCUACUUCCUGCUCUGUUUUUUUAUACUGUGACUGUGUUCUAUUUGUUAUACUCAGGGUAAUAAAAGCAGUUUCCAAUGUC
Molecule: messenger RNA, 2268 nt
Organism: Zalophus californianus (California sea lion)
Lineage: Eukaryota; Metazoa; Chordata; Mammalia; Carnivora; Otariidae
Gene: CPNE2
Product: copine 2
Exons: 16
Coding region: 175-1821 (548 amino acids)
Biological process (GO): cellular response to calcium ion
Cellular component (GO): plasma membrane
Molecular function (GO): calcium-dependent phospholipid binding
Source: RefSeq, a predicted model, not a curated record